GCGCCGCAGAUUAUUAAGUUAAAAGUGACAACAUGGCGGCUGCCUGUGCUCCUCCUCUGGUCAUUCCCAUGCAUUAUGUUCCAUCCUUCAAAGUUGAUGUCCGAUUACACGAGCCACUUGCAGGAGGGGAAGUAACUCCAACCGAUGUAGAGAUAGAAAUGAUGUCGCUCUGUUCCCAGUUAGAUGUGCUGUGCAAGAAGGAACUCAGAGAUCAAAAUGACAAGAAAACAGAGCAUGGGAAAGUAAGCAGUGUCUUCACAGACAAAGCGACAGUUGUCCAUGACAGAAUGAAGCAAUUGCUGCUGAGACAAAAGCAAGACAUGAGCCUCUCGCAAUAUAUUGUGUGGCGAGGUUUGGACAAAGUGUUCCCGCGUGCUGUAACCUUCCUUUCUCAACCCGACGCACUUACUCAGCUGGAUAAGAAAACAAGCCUGGAUGGUUACUACCAGGAGUUGGGCUGUAUGAACCAGAUACUGUCUCUAUCCAUGCAGAUCAACUCCGACUUACACAACCUGUCGGACCAUAAGUAUAUUGCCCACCAGCUGGCCAUUCUUUAUCAAUCGGUGACAUCGUUGGAUGCAGCCUGUAUGGAGACCUAUAAGAAGAGUAUAGAAGAUAAUUUUAAAGUGGUGAAAGCCUCCCUGAAUGAGGACGGAGACGGGACCAGACUGCUGAGUAACCAACACAGAGAAUGGUUGAUCAAUUUGACAUGCAGUAUCGUGCAGAUAUUGACAUCAUUCCCAGCUGAACUCACCCAGGAGAUGGUCCAGCCCAGUCUAGCCCUGUACCAGACGUGAUUGAUGCCAAGCCAUACUCGUCGUGAUCUACGCUGUGAAAUACUUUAUAUGUGUAUUGAUUUUUUUAGGUUAAUGAUUUUUUUUAAUAGAAAGUAAUAUGGCUAAUUAGAAGUGGGUUGUUUUUUUUGAAACAAAAUCUCAUGUCUAGGAUUCCUGUUAUUGUCACAUUUAGGAUUCCUGUCAUUGUCACAGUUAGGACUCAUGUUAUUGUCACAUUCAGGAUUCCUGUUAUUGUCAUUUCUAGGAUUCCUGUUAUUGUCAUUUCUAGGAUUCCUGUUAUUGUCACAUUUAGGAUUCCUGUUUUGUCAUAUUUAGGAUUCCUGUUAUUGUCAUAUUUAGGAUUGUUGUUAUUGUCAUAUUUAGGAUUGCUGUUAUUGUCAUACUUAGGAUUCCUGUUUUGUCAUAAUUAGGAUUCCUGUUAUUGUCUCAGUCAUGGACUCAUGUUAUUGUCAUGUAUAAUACUCCUCUUAUUGUCACAGUCAAUGACUCCUGUUAUUGUCACAUUUAGGACUCAUGUUAUUGUAACAUUUAGGACUCCAGUUAUUGUCAUGUCUAGGCUCCCUUUAUAGUCAUGUCUAGGACUUCUUUUAAUUUCAUGUCUUAGAUAAAUUUAAGUAGAGUGGAAUCAACUUUUAAAUCAAUAGCCCAAACUUAAACUUCAACAGUGAAUAUCUGUAAAGCUUAAGCUCUGGUUUCCUAAAAACAAAUGUGGUUUUUUUUGUUGAAUUUCAGCCUAUGAAACAUUGUUGAUUUUUUGUGUGUUUUUAAAACCUAUUUUACAUCAUAUCACAAUUAACAUUAUCCUUGUUUAAGGAAGUCUCUUCCCCUCAAUAUAUAUAACCCUGAUCGCUAUGAAAUUAUGUCUCAUGAUUAUGUUACCUAAAACAUAACUUGUCUUUUUUUUUACCAAGGGUCAGUUAUUUCAGUCUGAAUUAUCUCAUAAUUGAGGACAUAGAUCUCAUUAUCAAGGACCUUUAUAAAACAAAUACUCUGAUGUUGUUUUGUUAUCUUAAUUUCCAUCAACAUCAUGAUAAAGUUGUAGUGCUAUAGAGACAUGAUUAUGUAGAAAUGUCCAGUGUUUAUUGUAUAGAAAAUUUGAUUGUACAAAGUGCUAGGUCUCAUUAUUUACAGAAUCCCAAGUUGUUACUGCAGAACCUCUCUAAUCCACCACUACAAUUUUCACUUUAGGCUUUGUAGCAAAUUCUUAAAAACUUUGGAUGAUCGAUUUUUUUUGCUCCUUCCUUGAUGAAAUUUGAAAAAAAACACUAUUUUUUCUUUUAAUAUGAAAGAAAUUGUCAUAAUAUACAAUCUUAGAUCUGAACUACAUCUUACAUGAUAAUUUCAUAUCCUCAAUAUACACACAGCAAUAACCCCACAAUCAAAAGGUAUACAAAAAUGUCAAUAUCUGUACCAUCAUACCAUGUUCUUUAAUGUUGUAACCAUGUCUAACAGCACAAUUGACUCAAUUUGUGACAGAAAAAGUAGUUUUCUCAUUUGGGAGUCUCGUCACUGGUUCUGGUGACCUUCUGUACUAGCUAAUUAACGUCAUUUUUGUGCGAAGUGUUUCAAGCUUAAUAACACAGUAUUAAGAACAGAAGUUGAAUUGGAGUUAUUUUCUUUGUAUUACAACCUAGAAACAGGAAUUGCAUAUUUUUGAAAUUGAAAAUACUGGCUUAAUAUAUUAACCCUUUACUAACAGAAAAUAUUAAACAAAAAACAUUAUCAGAAGAAUUUAAUUGAAAAUUGUUACAUUAAGGUAAGAAUUGUCUCAAAUAUAACAUUCAGUUUAUAUGUAGUGGAGAGGGUACCAGAUGUUAGGAUAUUGAGGUUCUGUUAAUGUUUUUGUUGUCACACCAUUGUUUUUAAAUGAUUCAAGCUGAGUGGAAUCUCUUUAAACUACAUGACUUGUAUAUACAAUCUCAAUAAGAUGAUAAUAAGGUCACAUUGUGCACUCUAAAAUAUGCAUGUCUGAUGUAGUAUUCUAUAGAUGUUAAUUGUAUCAGUAUGCAAUAUUCAGCUAAAUGAUUUGUCAGAAUUCUCAAUUUAUAUAUUACACUUCAAAAGUGAAUCAAUUUGAAUUCCAUUGAAACCAAAGUAUGAUGAAUCUGAAAUCCAGUAGGUGUUUUGAAGGUAGUUAGUUGCCUUGUGAUUACAUGUACUUAUAUUUGUCUUAGUUGCCGAUAGGUGUUAACAAAUAAGGAUGUACAGCUGUAUAGGUCUUGUAUAAGUAAACUAUACCAUAGAUGGUAGGAAAAUGUUCACUACUAGUUCCUCAAUAGUCUGUUUUAGACUAGUCAAGGGAGAAAGCACAAAGGCAACUAUUACAAGGAUCUAUAUAGAUAACGUUUUCUAAAAGAGACCAGCAGAUUGUGGAAAUCAAGAAAUCCUUCAUUAUAGAUGGGCAGAAUUGGGGCAAUCACAAUACACAGCCAUAUCGUAUCACAAUACAGAAAUGAAAUAUGGCUGUAUCAUAAUAUUUAUUAAUAAUUUAAUCUUGCUUGUAACAAGCAUUUCCAUUGGCUGAAAAAUUUAUGUUAUCAUCCCAUAACGUAAAAAGAUGACGUCAACAUUUGUAACGUCGCUUUUGAUAGGUUGAUACAGCGGCGCAAUAAUUUCUAAGAGAAAAGAGUCCAUCAAUAAAAUUG
Molecule: messenger RNA, 3442 nt
Organism: Mizuhopecten yessoensis (Yesso scallop)
Lineage: Eukaryota; Metazoa; Mollusca; Bivalvia; Pectinida; Pectinidae
Exons: 8
Coding region: 33-797 (254 amino acids)
Source: RefSeq, a predicted model, not a curated record